UUUGGCUCCAGCCAACGCUGCCUGGGCUUUGGGGCGAGGCCAUAGGGCCCUCGCCCGUGGGCCAAGGCUGAGAUGGCGAUGGGCAAGAUGACGCUGAAGGAAGUGGACGUGAGAGACAAGCGGGUGUUAAUCCGGGUUGACUUCAACGUGCCCCAGGACAAAAACGAUCCGAGCGUCAUCACGAAUACUCAGCGCAUCGAUGGGGCUAUGCCAACCAUUCGACACUGCCUGAAGAAGGGUGCCAAAUCAGUUGUGCUUUGUUCACACCUGGGCAGACCAGAUGGGAAAGUCGUCGAGAAGUACUCCUUGGCGCCUGUUGCCAAAGCUGUGGAGAGGUGCCCUCGAAACCUCAGUGGGAAAGAAGCCUCAACGAGAAGCGGAACAAGGAUCCUUGAGCAAGAGGUUCUUUUCUUGAAGGAUUGCGUGGGCAGCGAAGUUGAGGCAGCCUGUGCUGAUCCUGCUGCCGGUUCUGUUAUUUUGCUCGAAAAUCUAAGAUUUCACAUCGAAGAAGAAGGCAAGAAUGAAGCAAAGGAAAAGGCUGACCCCGACAAGGUUAAGGAUUUCCGAGCCUCCUUGGCAAAACUUGGAGAUGUCUAUGUGAACGACGCUUUUGGCACAGCUCAUAGAGCACAUAGCAGCAUGCUUGGUGAGGGCUUUCCCAUCAGAGUGGCUGGCUUUUUGAUGGGCAAGGAGUUGGCCUCAUUUGGCAAGGUCUUGAACAAACCACGCCGACCAGUCCUUGCAAUUCUUGGUGGUGCCAAGGUAAGCGACAAGAUUCAGCUCAUCAAGAAUAUGCUUGACAAGGUUGACAUUAUGAUCAUUGGAGGCGGAAUGGCCUAUACCUUCCUCAAAGUCAAUGAUGAAAUGGAGAUUGGCAAAUCCUUGUUCGAUGAGGAGGGCUCAAAGAUUGUGCCAGACAUCAUGGAGAAGGCGAAGGAGAAAGGUGUGGAGAUUGUUCUUCCAGUUGAUUUUGUUGUAUCAAGUGAGUUUGGGGAGGCUGGCGAGGUCAAGACUGUGAGCAAGGCUGAAGGAAUCCCAGAAAACUUCAUGGGUCUAGAUUGCGGUCCAGAAAGCCAAAACCUGAACCGAAAGGCAGUGAAGAAGGCUAAGACCAUAAUUUGGAACGGACCAAUGGGUGUUUUUGAGAUGGCACGUUUCGAAACAGGAACCAAAGUUUUGAUGGAUGAUGUUGUCGCAGCCACCAAACGGGGUACGACCUCCAUUAUUGGUGGAGGUGACACUGCAACUUGCUGCAAGAAGUAUGAAACUGAAGCAAAAGUGACACACUGCAGCACUGGCGGUGGUGCUUCCUUGGAGCUCCUGGAGGGGAAAGACUUGCCCGGUGUUGUAGCACUGAGUGAAAAGGCACCAAGUACCUCGGACUACAGUGAUGACAACAUUUUUGCAAAAAUUCUUGACGGCACUAUUCCUUGCUUCAAGAUUUUUGAAACAGAGGACACUCUUGCGUUCUUGGACGCGUUCCCGAAAACAAAAGGACAUGCGGUCAUCAUUCCCAAGCGCAAGGGCUUCACUUCGUUGGAGAGCAUGCCGCCAGAUGCCGCUGCAGCAUUUCUCAGUGAGCUUCCGCGACUGUGCAAAGCAGUCAAGCGCGCUACAGGUUGCCAGGCAUUGAACGUCAUCUCAAAUUUGGGGGCAGAUGCUGGGCAGAUAGUAUUCCACCCUCAUGUGCACGUCAUACCUCGGUACAAGGAUGACAAUAUGUUGACUAUGGGACCUUCAGCGACGGAAUUGAUUGAUAAGGACCAGGCCACAGAGACUGCCAACGAGAUGAAGAAUGCAUUGAGGUCCAUCAGGUCAAAGCCAAACAAGACCUCUCAGGAGCUUCAGGCCUUGAAGGCAGAAAACGAGAUCUUGAAGGAGAAACUAGCUGCUCUGGAGCCUUUGGUGGAGGCAGCUAGAGUAAUUCAAAGUUUUAAACCUUCAACGCCGCCAAAAGUUCCGCUUGUUGAUGAAGAGGAACCCAGGGCAAGAAGGAGGGACAGAAUGGUGAAGGCAUCACCUCCACCGCAAAGAAUUCUUGAAAGGAAGGGCAUGGGAAAGGGAUAUAGCAUGAAGGGAGGAUAUGAUGACUGGAUGGAGGAACCGAGAAUGAAAGGAAAAGGUGGAGGCGGUGGAGGCAAGAAUUAUGGCUACUUCAAAGGAGGCAAAGGAAAGGGCAAGUGACGCUAGUCAAGGGAUCUCUUUUGUUGCGUGUGUGUAUAUAUAUUUGUGGAGCAUCAUCUCGAAAGAGCUGUGCCUCACUGAGACUUUCUGUGGUUUCCGCAUGCUGCUACUCAAUCCCACCAAUUCUUGUGCAAACAGAGUUUAGGCCGUAGGGAUCCAGUUUGGCAUUCCCUGAGACAAUUGAAAGCAUGGAAGGUCUUGAGGGUAGUAUGGCUGAUAUGUGUGUGAUUUAGCCACUGAGUGAA
Molecule: messenger RNA, 2429 nt
Organism: Durusdinium trenchii
Lineage: Eukaryota; Dinophyceae; Suessiales; Symbiodiniaceae
Source: the annotation of a GenBank genome assembly